Rotaria sp. Silwood1 is the source of this 935-nucleotide messenger RNA. NCBI's taxonomy places the organism in Eukaryota, Metazoa, Rotifera, Eurotatoria, Philodinida, Philodinidae. The record is from the annotation of a GenBank genome assembly.
UGCAACAUCAAAUUAUACCAACAACUGACAAUCUUAAUAAAUUUUAUGGUUUAGCACGUUUACAUCGGGUGAUUGAUGGUGCUCUUUAUCGUACAUUUCGUAGUUGCUGUUCAACUGACGGUCAACAACCUAUUAUAUCAUUAUCAUCUGAAUGUUUACUUCUUGUUAUUUCUGCUUCAGAAAUACCUCGUAUUUUACAAAUUGCUCAUGAUCAUGCUACAGCUGCUCAUCUCAGUCGUCGUAAAACAUUAUCUCGGUUAAUUUCACGUGUUUACUGGCCACAUAUGCGCCGUGAUGUUACUAAUUAUGUAAGAGCAUGUACAUUAUGUCAACAAUACAAGCCGACUAAUCAAAAACCAGGUGGUUUUAUGAAACCUAUAAUUGUUUCAGAACCGUGGCAUACAGUCGGUAUUGAUAUUGCUGGUCCAUUACCGAAAACUCGUCGUGCAAAUACUAUAGCUCAAUUAUUCUUCGAUGAUGUUAUUUAUCGAUUUGGCUUUCCUGUUCGUGUCAUAUCUGAUAAUGAAGUUCAAUUUCUAUCUAAAGUAUUUAUUCAAUUAUGCCAUAUACUCGGUAUUCAUCAUCAAUGUACACCUCUUUAUCAUCCACAAAGUAAUUUAAGUGAACGUAUUAAUCGUACUGUGAAACCUAUAUUAGCGUCAUUCGCUCAUAAUGAUUCAAAAUCCUGGGAUGUCAAAUUAUCUCAAAUAACAUUUGCUCUACGAGCUGCUCCAAGUGAAUCAAUAGAAAGUAGACCAGCUUUUCUCAUGUUUGGACGUCAUCCAUAUCAACCCAUCGAUUUAUUACAUCCACCUCCUGCUAUUUCUGAUUAUUUACCAUAUAAAGAAAAUUUAUCUGAUUAUCGAAAACGUUUACUUGCCGAAUUAAUGCCUGCUUACAAAGCUGCACGUGAAUUACUCGAUCUUUCUCAUUAA